Molecule: messenger RNA, 3837 nt
Organism: Histoplasma mississippiense
Lineage: Eukaryota; Fungi; Ascomycota; Eurotiomycetes; Onygenales; Ajellomycetaceae
Exons: 6
Coding region: 1-3837 (1278 amino acids)
Biological process (GO): endosomal transport; endocytosis
Cellular component (GO): cytoplasm; plasma membrane
Molecular function (GO): calcium ion binding; protein binding
Source: RefSeq, a predicted model, not a curated record
AUGGCGGACGGAGGCCACCCGAACCUUAACCUAACGCCGGAGGAGAAGCGUGUAUUUUAUAAACUGUUCCAGGCUGCAGAUAAGACUAAUCUGGGCGUUGUCACUGGCGAAGUCGCGGUUUCUUUCUUCGAGAAGACCAGUCUUCCCCCGGAGACGCUGGGUCUGAUAUGGCAAAUUGCGGAUACACAGAAUCGUGGACUUCUUACCCCGUCGGGGUUUGGAGUGGUUAUGAGAUUGAUCGGCCAUGCCCAAGCGGGUCGCGCCCCGACGGAAGAGUUGGCUUUGCAGCCCGGGCCCCUGCCAAAAUUUUCGGGUUUGAGCAAAAAUAUUACCGAGCCAACUCCCCAAGCGCUGCCUGUCGCAUCGAGUCCUACUCCCGGAAACGGCCCAGUGAGAGUCCCACCGCUAGUUCCUGAUGAUAUUGCCAAAUUCGCCUCCUUAUUCGAGAGGUCAGAAGUCCAGAAUGGACUCCUCUCAGGUGAAAAUGCCAAACAGAUAUUCGAACGAGCGCGAUUGCCAAACGAAAUUUUGGGUAGAAUUUGGAAUUUGGCUGAUACAAAACAACGAGGCGCGUUGGAUACGACGGAAUUUAUCAUCGCCAUGCAUUUGCUAAGCGCGUACAGGAAUGGUACGAUGAGGGUGCUACCACAAACCCUGCCUCCGGGUUUGUACGAGGCGGCCGCUCGACGUGGAGGGGUCCGCACAUCGACCGGCUCGCGGUCAUCUUCGGAUAUACCUCCAGUACCCGCAAUUCCCAAGCAGUUCAGUGGGUCAGGACCCCAACGAGCUCAGAGCCCACUCAAUCGGCCACCUCAGUUCCAGUCAACCAUCCCUUCACAGCCCACUGGCGGCGACUGGACGAUAACCCCUCAAGAAAAAGCUCACUUUGAUACCGUGUUCGCCACUGUUGAUACAGCGAACGUGGGAUACAUCACCGGUGAUCAGGCGGUUGAAUUCUUCAGUAAUGCGCAGUUGCCGGAGGAAACGUUAGCUUCUAUUUGGGAUUUGGCGGAUAUCGAUUCCGACGGGCAGCUGAGCAAAGAUGAAUUUGCUGUUGCGAUGUACCUUGUUCGACAGCAGCGCACUACCCGAGAAGCCUUACCGCAUGCGCUACCCCCAGUCUUGAUUCCACCAAGCAUGCGACGUCAGCUUCAACCGCCAGCUCCGGCUGCUCAAAUUGUCCCCCAGAAUACAGCCCAACGAUCAGCGGCGGAGGAUUUAUUUGGACUCGAUGUCUUUGGGCCCCCAGUUCAAGUGGCACAAACUACAGGUGGCUCCAAUCCUUCUAUCCAGCCCCCUUCGUCACCCACUCGGCCGCCGCUUAGUGCGAGUGCGACGUCAACAUUCAAACCAUUCGUACCUUCGUCAAGUUUUGGGCAGAGCCUUACCCCACAUUCGACCGGCUUGUCAAACGCACCCGCCCAGCAACGAUCGCUACCACCACCAUCUGCGGACGAUCUGUUGGCAGAUGUGGAUGCUGAAGCCAGCAAGAAGGUAUCCCAAGAGUCUGUAGACUUAGCCAAUCUCUCGAAUCAGAUCGGCAGUCUGUCACGAGAGAUGCAGAACGUGCAAGGGAAACGUGCAGCUGCUGAACACGAUUUGACGCAGAACAGCCACCAGAAGAAGGAUUUCGAGACGCGCCUAGCGCAGGCAAGGACAAUGUAUGAGCAGGAAGCGAAGGAUUUCAAGGCUCUAGAAGAACGAUUAGCAGCGCUUCGCGCCGAGACAAGGAAGCUCCAGCAAGAUUUUGCCCUCGUCGAGGCCAGUCGCCAGGAUCUUCAAAACCAGUAUAACCAAGUGAAUGCUGCGCUAGACGCCGACCAACGCGAAAAUGCUAACCUGAAGGAACAAAUCAGGCAGGCUAACGCACAAGUCAGUCAAUUGAAACCGCUUCUGGACAAGGCUCGCUCUGCAGCUCGUCAACAGAAGGGCCUAGUAGCUAUUAACAAGAAACAGCUCGCGACUGUUGAAGGUGAACGGGAUCGAAUCCAGGGUGAAAUCGAUACCACCACUAAAGAGGUAGAUGACUUGCGGCGUCAGGCAUCUGAGGAAUCGUCUCCUGCUUCUCAAUACCCAUCUGUCACGAGCCCGGCACCUUCAACUGCCAGCCAAACAAACCCCUUCUUCCGACGAACCGCAAGCGUAUCCGACAACACACGUUCCCCUCCGCCGCCACCAUCAUCUCAAGAACCCACCAAGGAUGCUCAGAGCGUGUUUGACAAUGUUUUUGGGACGUCCUUUACCGUGCCUUCGGCCUCCACCUCACCACCCCCGACAACUUUCCGAACUGAGUCUCCAGCUCAGCAAGCCUCACCAGCGAUGGCUGAUCCCCCAAAGACAUCUGAUACGUCCGGCACAAUGACCCCAUCUGCAUCUCCCAUCUCAACUGAACAUCCCCCUCCCCCACAAUCUCGGCAGCUAUCAUCCAGUCAACUUCCUAUUGAGGGACACCAAGCAUCUGAGGCUUCUUCUGUAAGGCCAUCCCCGCCUGCUAGCCGCUUUGGGACUUCGGUAACCUCAGAGCCUGGGACAAGCCCGCCAGGGAAAUCCCCCUUUGAGAAUGAGGAGCCGAAGCCAGACACGAAACUGGAAACAUCGCCCAACGAUUCCGAAAACAGCACAAGCCAAACCGGACAAGAACCUGGGGUGUCCAAUACCCCCGGCUUCUUCCCCGCAGAUUCGGCGCAAGCUGAAUCUACCAAGAAGGAUAUCAGUUUUGACGAGUUAUUUGGCGGCAUCACGCAUGCUCGGUCCCCAUCUCAAAAAGCCAACGACUUUGAAGAGGCCUUUGCGGCUAUGAAAUUGAAAAAUGGGAAUGGUGACUCUGGGUUCCCUGAAGUAGCCGAUGAAAAGUCAAAGGCAGUACCCAGCGAGUUCCCUCCGAUUCGAGAGCUUGAUGACGAGGAGGAUAGCACAGAUAGCGAAGCUGCCAAGGGAUUCGACGAUGACUUCUCUCCCGUCUCACCUCCACGAAAAAAUGAGCAAACUUCCCCGGACAUUGUCUCACCUCAGACGUCCGCACCUCCGUCGACGCAGAGUACAUCGAUGCCGGGGAUGAAUGGCCAGGAGCCUUCCAAGGAAACAUCCCAAGUAACAGCCACUACAUCUAAUGGGUUGGCACAUGUUGACAAGAACGGCACCGGAGCCUCCCAACCAGCGCUGCCAGGUAAGAAGCCCACCUCACCUGACUUCGAAGCUGCAUUUGCCGGUUUGGAACUUGCGCCCGCGAAAGAAGCAGACGAUGAUGACGAUGACGAUGACGACGACGAUGACGACUUUGAAUCGCCAUUCAACAAAGAUUCGUCGAACUUCGACAUGACAUUCGACUCACCCGGCGCACAGUCUAAGUCCAGCACAAUUGCCCACGCCAAUACCGGCACAAGUUCCGGCAACAACACAACAAACGCGGAUGUUUUCACCUUCAGUAACAAUCAACAACAACACCAACCACAAUCAAAGUCUCCCUUCGUGCAGCAGACACCUGGUUCCACAGGUCCAGCGAUCUCUCCCGGAACAGUUUCCCAGGAUUGGGACGCCCUCUUUUCCGUCCUGGACACCUCGAAAGCCUCCCAAUCUGCGAACGAAACGAACAAACCCGCCUCAUCCAGUGAAGACCAGCCACCAUCUGAUUCCGCAGCCCUCUCCUCCUUUCCACAACCACCAGGCAAGAAGUCCAAUCCUCCCGGAUGGGCUCUGAAUUCUCCUACGGGCGAAGAUGAUAUGAUAUUGCAGCGGUUGACAGGGAUGGGAUAUCCACGGGACGAGUCGUUGGCGGCGCUGGAGAAAUUUAAUUAUAAUAUUGAUAGGGCUGCCGAUUUCCUCGCGUCGAAGUCAUAA